Molecule: messenger RNA, 7002 nt
Organism: Hemicordylus capensis (graceful crag lizard)
Lineage: Eukaryota; Metazoa; Chordata; Lepidosauria; Squamata; Cordylidae
Gene: FHOD1
Product: formin homology 2 domain containing 1
Exons: 24
Coding region: 101-3964 (1287 amino acids)
Biological process (GO): actin filament network formation; cortical actin cytoskeleton organization
Cellular component (GO): cytoplasm; cytoskeleton
Molecular function (GO): actin filament binding
Source: RefSeq, a predicted model, not a curated record
CUCUGCGCGGAGGAGGAGGCGGCGCUCGGCUGGCUGGCUGCGCUCGGCGGCGCGUCCUCCCUGCGGAGCUGCUCUCAGGGGCUGCUGGCGGCGGCGCAGGAUGGGGGAGCCGCCGGGCGGGGAGGCGCCGGAGGCCGGCUCGGUGCUGUGCCGGCUGCAGUACCUGCAGGACUCGGACCCCUUCUCGUUCGCCGCCUUCGCAGAGCCGCGCCGCGCGCCCGCCCACCCCGUCCUGGAGGCGCUGCCGCUGGCCGCCCAGCUGCCCGCCAUGCACCGCCUGCUGGCCGCGCCCCUGCCGCUGGAGGACUGCGCCCUGCAGGCUUUGCCUUCUGGCCACUACCUGGACCUCGAGCUUUCGCUGCUGGAGCAGAAGGAGAUGCUGGAGGGCUUCUAUGAAGACAUCAGCAAGGGCAGGCGGCCCAUCCUGCUCCUGCGCACCCAGCUCUCCGUCCGCGUGCACGCCAUCCUCGAGAAGCUCUACAACUCGAAGGGGCCAGAGCUGAGGCGCUCCCUCUUCUCCCUGAAGCAGCUCUUCCAGGAGGACAAGGACCUGGUGCCGGAGUUUGUGAAUUCGGAAGGGCUGACCUGCCUCAUCUCCGUGGGAGCCGAGGCGGACCAGAAUUACCAGAACUACAUCCUGAGAGCACUCAGCCAGGUGGUGCUCUUUGUGGACGGGAUGAUGGGGGUGAUCCAGCACAACGAGACCGUGCAGUGGCUCUACACCCUGUGUGGGAGUUUGUACCGCCUCGUGGUGAAGACGGCGCUGAAGCUGCUGCUGGUGUUUGUGGAGUUCACGGAGUCGAACGCGUUGCUGCUCAUCCGGGCUGUGGCGGCCGCCGAGCAGGCCCGGGGGGGCUCCCCAUGGUCGAACCUCGUGGCAAUCCUGGAGCAGAAGAACGGGGCCGACACGGAGCUGCAGGUCUUUGCCAUGACCCUCAUCAACAAGACGCUGGCCGCCCUCCCGGACCAGGACUCCUUCUACGACGUGAUCGACUGCCUGGAGCAGCAGGGCAUGGAGGGCCUCAUCCAGCAGCACAUGGCCAGCCGGGGCACCGACCCGGACCUGAAGCAGCAGUUGGCCAUCUACGAGAACGCGCUCAAGUACGAGGACGGCGUGGAGGAGCCGCCCUCCGGCACCCGCAAGGAGCGGAGGAAGGGGGACGAGUCCCGGAGGGGGCGGCGCUCGCUGGGCUGGCCCGUGGCCCCCGAGGAGAGCCCCGGCUCCGUGGCUGCGGCAGGGGCCCCGUCCCGCCCUGCCCGGACGCCAGACCUGCCGGCGGAGAGCUACGAAGAAGAGCGGGCCGGCUUCCAGAGGGCGUUCAGCAGUGCGUCCAGCGUCCAGCUCUCGGGGCUGCCCGGCCCGGCCGAAGGAGGAGAGCCGCUUGGCCUGGGCGAGAGGAGCGUCUUCAAACUUCACGAACUGCCCCCUCCUUGGCAAGAGGAGAGCCCCCCAGUAUGUGGGGACAAGCCCAUUCUGAGGCGUUUUGAAGCCCGCUUCCUGGAAAACCUCGCGGCUUCCCAGAAGGAGAAGAUGUCGGCCAUCUGCAGGGGGCGGGCAGAGGUCCUUGCUGAAGCUGCUCCGGGCGCUGAACCGGCGGUGCCAGGGAAAUGGAGCGAAGCGCAGCCCGGGAUGGCCGGAGGGCAGGAGCCGGCCUUGGCCCUGGCCCUGGCCGGUGAAGAGGCUGGCGAGGGCCACCCUCCCAGGCCCAACGGCGACCUGAGCCUGGCCCAGGGAAGGGCCCUGCCCGGCGACCCGGGGGAUCCAUGCAGCGGCAGCGGCAGCGGCGUUGCUCCCGAGAAGAAGCUGGUGCUGGACAUGCUCUUCUCCAGGCAGGCCCCGGCAGAGCUGGAGAAGCCGCCCCCUGUCCCUGCAGCGGAGCGCCAGGCAGUCCUCCGGACCGAGGAGGGGGCAGCGGGGCAGCCCCAGGGGGCCGGGGAGGGCCCCUCCCAGGCCCGGCUGCUGCACUCCCAGCCCAGCCUGGAUGCGGACGCCAGCCUGCAGAGCCUGGAGAAGACCCGCAUGAGUCCCUUCGGGAGGGGCUCCGAGGCCACGCGGGACCUGCCGCCGGGCCCUCGGCCCAAGCUCCUCAAGGUCCGAGAUCUGGACUUCUCAGACCUGGGCGAGGAGGAGGACUUUGACGUCCUAGAAACGGAGGCGGUGGAGGAAGCCUCGUCCCACCUGCCCGGCCUCGCGGGCCCCCCUCCCCCGCCCCCUCCCCCGCCAGGCUGCCCUCCCCCGCCCCCACCUGCUCCUCCCCCGCCAGGCUGCCCUCCCCCGCCCCCACCUGCUCCUCCCCCGCCAGGCUGCCCCCCUCCCGCCCUGCCCGGCUCCUCCCCCGCCAGCCCUGCCUCUCCCGCCAAGAAGAAGAAGAAGACGGUCAAGCUCUUCUGGAAGGAGCUGAAGCGAGUGGCUCUUCCUGCCGGGGGAGGCCACUUUGGGCAGGCCUCUCUGUGGGCAUCCCUGGAGAAGGUGGAGGUCGACGCCGCCAGACUGGAGCAUCUGUUUGAGUCCAAGGCCAAGGAGGUGCCCAGCGCCAAGAAAGCCGUCGACGGGAGGAAGACCCUUGUCGUCUUGGAUCUGAAGAGGAGCAACGCCAUCAACAUUGGCUUGACGGUGCUCCCUCCCGUACACAUCAUCAAGACGGCCAUCCUCAACUUUGAUGAAUUUGCAAUUAGCAAGGAGGGCAUUGAGAAGAUCUUAACGAUGGUUCCGACAGAGGAAGAGAAGCAGAAGAUCCAGGAGGCGCAGCUGGCCAGUCCCGACGUCCCGCUGGGGUCCGCCGAGCAGUUCCUCCUGACUCUCUCCUCCAUCACGGAGCUCACCGCCCGGCUCCAGUUGUGGGCGUUCAAGCUGGACUACGAGGCCCUGGAGCAGGAGGUGGCAGAGCCCCUCUUUGACCUGAAGCUCGGCAUGGAGCAGCUGGCCAAGAACCGGACCUUCCAGUGUGUCCUGGCCACUCUGCUAGCCAUGGGCAACUUCCUGAAUGGCUCCCAGAGCCGAGGCUUCGAGCUGAGCUACCUGGCCAAGGUGUCGGAGGUGAAGGACACGGUGCACCGGCAGACCCUCCUGCACCACUUGUGCCACAGCGUGGAGGAGAAGUUCCCAGACACCACAGACCUCUACUCGGAGAUCGCUGCCAUCGCGCGCUCAGCCAAGGUGGACUUUGAUGCGCUGGCGGAAAACCUGGUCCAGCUUGAGCGGCGGUGCAAAGCAUCUUGGGAUAGCCUGAAGGCCAUCACCAAGCAUGAGAUCAGGGCUGGGCUGAAGAGCAAGCUGGUGGACUUCCUGCAGGCCAGCACCCAGAAGAUCGUCAUCCUCAAGAUUGUCCACAGGCGGGUGCUGAACAGGUUCCGUUCCUUCCUCCUGUAUCUGGGCUAUGAGCCGCGUGCGGUGCGGGACAUGAAAGUCACGGGCUUCUGCCUGACCCUGCGGGAGUUUGCCCUGGAGUAUCGCACGUGCCGAGAGAGGGUCCUGCAGCAGAGGAAGAAGCGGGCCGCCUGUCGGGAGAGGAACAAGACCCGGGGCAGGCUGAUCACUGAGAUGGAGCGGUUUGCCAACAUCAGCCCGCCUCAGGCCAGUCCCGCGCCAGCCGUGCUCUCUGCCAGCCCAGAGCAGAAGGAGGAGGCCGCCAGCCACGAGAGCAUGACCAGCAUCCUCAUCCCGCCCCCAGAGCCGUCUGGCCGCCGCUCCCGGGCCAGCCGAGGCAUGGGGAAGCAGAGCCCCCCCAGGGCGCCUGCCCCCCCGGAGGAGGCGGCCAGCUCCCCCGAGGACGCCUCCGAGGAGAUCAUGGACCGCCUGGUGAAAUCCGUCACGCAGAGCACCCCUCCGCGGCCGGGCGCGGGGAAGGAGCGCAAGCGCUCGCGCGUGAACAGGAAAUCCUUGAGGCGGACCCUGAAGAGCGGCCUGAGUGACGAACUGGUCCAGGCCUUGGGCCUGGCGCAGGCAGCCGGAGUGGCCGUGUGACGAGCCGAGGAGGAGGAGGAGGAGGAGGAUCAGGAUCAGGGAGGCCCAGCGGCUGGAGGCUGGCGCCUGGCAGAGAGCCCUGCGGCCGCGCUUGCUGGGGCAGCCCAGGAGGGCCCGGGAGGAGAGGGCCACCCCCCCCCCCGGCCAGAGGGUGCCGCCUGCCUCACUUCCCCGGAGCGGCCGGCUUCCCCCCUCCUCAAGGAGGCCCACUCUGCCUGCCAGUGGACGGUAUUACGCGUGUGUGUUUCGGGGGGGGGGGCUGUUUCCGUCCAGCGCCUGGGAAAGCUGGCUUUGGGGCCAGGCGCCAGGCCGCCCUUCUGCUUCAACCGGUUGAACUCCCAGAAUCCUCUCUGAUACGGCAGCUGCCCGGGCCCUCCCUCCUGGCCCCUUGGCCAAUGAUGGCCUUGCAAGAGGCAGCUGCAGAGAGCGCUUCCCUCCCGGUUGGGAGGCUGGAACAGGGCCUGCGUCGCCAGCGGGCCCCACAGGCCCCCUCCCUGCCCCGGUGAGGGCGGAAUGGACGAGUCGGGUCCUGCUGCCGCCGCCGCUGUCACAGGGCGUAGACCGGCUCGGGACACUUGGCUCCGAGGGGAGUUCUGGGAUGCUGCCGAUUUGGGAACAGGACAAGGGAGGAGAGUGUAAAUGUUGACUGCAAGCUUCCAGGUCACACAGAGCUCAACUUCAAUGGAAAAUAAAGGCUGUUCCUGUACAGGCUGCUGUCAUCCUGGGAAAGCGGAGUGUUCCUUCAAGGAGGCGGCCAGCAGGCACUGCAGCCUCGGCCUCACCUGCUGCUCCUUCACCCGCCUGCAGAUGGAGAUGCAGCCCCACAGCUGUGAGCCCUGCAGGCGCCUCUUGGCAGCCUCUGCACACACACACACACACACACACACACACACAGGGCCCUCUGGGCGCCCUCCCCACCCACCCCGCCCCCUUCCUCCGGCUUCCCCACAUCCCCAUCUUGCCUAAGAGGACUUCCGUGAGACCAGCCGCGUUUCUCAAAAGUGGCCUUUGCACUUCCAGACUAAACCGGCACCCCUUCGGUGGGCUGCUUGUGAGCUGCACGUCGUCGCAGGUGAAAAGCCUCCCCCCCCCCGGCCAGCUUUUCUUUCCCCUUCAGAUUUCAAAGCCAAGCCCAAAGGGAGGCUGUUAUGGAUACACCCACCCCCCCCCCGCAGACCCCCCAAGCGGCCAUGGAAUGGAGACGUGGCAUUCGAGAGCAGACCCCGUGAAACAGUUGACUGGAGCUUGCAGGCUGUGUCACGUGCAGCAGGGCGUCAGUCGGGGAAUAAGCCCGUCAAGACUCCCAAAUCCAUCCGUUGCCAAAGAGUUAAGAGGCGGUGGGGCUGGCUGGCAGCCCCUUCUUCCCGCUAGGGCCAUCCUGAGUUCUUGAGGGGGGGCCCUUGGGGAAGGAAGGCACCUUUGUGGGCGCCCCCCCCACAUCCCACCUUCUAGCUCCCAGGCCCACCAGACAGAAGCCUAACCGUAGCUCGGGACUCCAGCUGCUGGAGGACUACAACUCCCAUCAUCCCCAGCCACAAUAAAUGGAUUGGGCCUGGUGGGUCAAGAGCCCAAAGGGAAGGGCCUGCUUGACUUUGCCCACCCCCAGCUGCUUUUGGACUACAACUCCCAUCUCUCUGGCUGCGGGGAUGACCCUCUUUGCAGGGGGCCUAGUAGGCACCACCCUCCCCCUGCAGUCCCUGCUUGCCUCUGCACCACCAGGGCUGCACAACUCUGGCCCAGACUACAACCCCCAGCACCCCUCGUUGUGGCCCACUGUGCCUGGGGAUGAUGGGGAGGGGGGUUGUCCCACAGCAGCUGGAGGGCCAGCGUUGUGCAGCCUGCCCCUGCUUGCUCUGGGGCUGCGCUGAGCAGCCAGCAUGCCCGGCCUCUCCAGCCACAAGGCAGUGGCGCCCCCAGAGUUGGCCCAACCAGGUGCCCUGCCAGCUGGGAGUUGCCCGGGGGCUGUGGCAGCCUUGCUGGGGGGGGGUGGUCCUGCUUCAGGGCCAGCUGCCUCCCCCCCCCUUGUGGCUGCUUGCACAAUAGGCUGGCCCUGGGCAGGCAGGAAGGGGAAGGGGGCCCUUGGCUGACCUGGGGGCCAGAAGGGCCAGGGGCCAUGGCGGGGAUGCUGGGAGGAGAGCUUUGCAGGCCUCCUUGGAAGAAAUGGUGGAGCAGCCAGCGGGGGGCGGGGGGGGGGCGGAAGAAUGGCAGCUAUGCGGCAGCCUGACAGGCCCUCGGCUGCGCCCUGCCCUGGAGGGAGGGAGUGGGGUGACUGUCUGCAGCUGUACCUGCAGGGAGAUGGUGAGGCGAAGCCGGCCAGGCUGGGCUUGGGCGCUCCUAGGUGGCUGCUAGGAAGGGAGCCGAAGCCAAGGCGACCGGCUGAGUGGCCACGGGGUCCCCUCGUUUAUGGGCCAGGCCAGGGCGGCUGCUCCUUGUGGCUCCUGCCCCUGCUCAUAAUCUUCGCGGCUCCGCUGUCCUGGGCUUUCGUAAAGCUGACCAGUCCUUGGGGCUGCAGGUCGACUCAGCCCCCCCGCCCCCCUGCAAGGCCCAGCCCUGCCUGCCAAGACGGUCUCCCAAGGGUGCUUUUUCCUUCCUACUGCCAAGUUCACCUUCCUCCGGCGUUCUGUGCUUUCCCCACUCAUUAUACUCUAGAUGCCUUUCCAGGGUGCUUUCCAGGUUCAACCCUACAACAGGGUGACUCCGACGGCUCUGCAAAGUGUGCUUCCAUCCUGCCUGUGUGGUGACACCGCAGUCCCUCCCCUGACAGCAAGGGGCCCUGCACAUUUCCCAAGCCGCCUUUCGGAUUUUAUCUGGGGUUAUAGUGCUGCAACAUUGCAUGUGCGUUGCAAAACCGUAGCUGUAUUUUCCCGCUUGAGAGUCUGGGGAUCGUUUUCAAUACAAUCCUGCCAAGUUGAAGCAUUUUACCCCCUUGCAGCGUGUCACCUGGAAAGCGCCCUGACCUAAACGUUUUGUUUUUAAGGACUGUAUAUCCUGCUUGUCAAGUAGCACAAUACUUCAGAAUUAAAACAAAUAAAAGCUGC